Molecule: messenger RNA, 1772 nt
Organism: Rhodotorula graminis WP1
Lineage: Eukaryota; Fungi; Basidiomycota; Microbotryomycetes; Sporidiobolales; Sporidiobolaceae
Exons: 8
Coding region: 1-1728 (575 amino acids)
Source: RefSeq, a predicted model, not a curated record
AUGCGCGGCCUGCGAAGCCCUCCCCUGUACUCGCCGCCGUUGUCUCCGAGCUGGCCCCCCUCGCCGACCUCGUUCAACCGCCGCCGCACCCUCCCUCUCUUUGGCGCCUGCCUGUGCCUCUUCGUCUUCUUCAACAGCCUCUUCAAGGCGCCGACCGCCGGCACAACGCGCUGGUCGCAGUUGUUCUCGGCCUCGUCGGCCGUGCCGACAGCGACCCUCGGCGCCGACCUCUCGUUCUCCGACUACCUCGACGCGCAUUGGCCGCUCGACGCCAAGGGCCAGCAGCACGAGCACCUGUGGAUCACGCUCGCCGACGGCCUGUUCGCCAAGACGGGCGCCGCCAACCUCGACGGCUUCAUCCGCCAGCUCAACGUCGAGCGCCGCCAGAAGUACGGCCGCAAGGUCAAGGACACGUUCCUCAUCACGCUGUGUCUCGACGAGGUGUGUGUCGAGGAGUGCGCCGAGCGAGGCAUGCACGCGUACGGCGGGUUCGAGCGGCAACGACCCGAGCAGAUCUUCCUGAUCGAGGCGCUGCCCGAGCGCGACCUCUUCUUCGUCGAUGCCGAUGUUUCGUUCGCUCAAGACCCGUACCCGCACAUGGAGCCGCUCAUACCCAAGUACGACCUGCUCGCGCAAGAGAACGACGCCUUCGAGCACUUCAACACCGGCUGGCUGUGGAUGCGCAAGGGCCAGGCCGUCGCCGACGCAUGGCGCAAGGUGCUCGAGAUGGACAUGGUGCAGGUCUCGCGCGACCAGAUCAACUUCAACUGGGUUCUCGACACGGGUCCUCGUCGCCUUCAUAAUGACAGCGCGCCGUGGCAGCGACCUCUCGAGUCGGACUUUGUCGCCCAAAACGGCCUGCGCGUGCACGUCCUCGACCAGCGCCAAUUCCGCGUGUACCACCAGCGCAAGGACGCCUGGGUCUCGAGGCACGACAGCACGUUCCUUCACAUGACGUGCGCCGACGAUGCGUGGGUCAAGCUCUUCGUCCCCAAGGUCGAGGGCUUCUGGACCGACCUCGACGGGUACUACUCGUCGCCGCCACAGCUCCUCUCGGUCGACCAGCUCUCGGGCCCGAGGGACGACCUCGCACAGCUUUUCCGCAUCCUCGUCGCUCUCGCCCACUACUCGCAGCGCGCUCUUUCCCUCCCCUCGCACGCCAUCAUCACCGACCUCGACAAGGCGUCCUCCACACCGGUCCGCGCCUCUUACGAGACGUUCCCGCUGUCGCAGCUGGCCGCCUCGGGCAGCGACUCGCCGCUCAACGUGACGAUCGUCGAGCCGGCGUACGUCGAGCACGCGACGAGCUGGCUCCUCGGUCAGAGCGUCCUCGACACGGACGAGCGGCGCGAGGACGGCUGGUGGGAGCGACUGGGCAGGGCGGAGCGUGAGCGCAGGAUGGACUUGGCACUGAGCAUGACGAAGGUGUUCGACCUCGACAUGCGCCCGCACUUUACGUUCGCCGAGCUCCUCGCCAAGGUGCUCUCGGACCCUCUCUUCGCCUCGGCGUCGCACAUCCGCCUCGUCAACACCGAGUGGCCCGGCUUCGAGCACUGGCGACAUUGGCAGCUCCCUGCGACCGUGUCGCACGUCGGGACGUGCGCCCGGCUCGAGCUCAUGCCGUCGUGCGACGAGGUGUGUCGGUUCGACGGCGAGAAGCGGAUCCGGGUCGACGAGCCGUGGCCGAGUCUCGAGCAGGUCUUGGGGCUCGAGCAGCUCGAUGUAUAGCUGUCUGUCCGCUGUACAACGUCCGCAAUUCACACCCUCGCUCU